AUUUAUCAAGGAACAAUUAAGAUAAACAUUUAAUUAUCAUUUGUCUUUAAAAAAUCACAAAUGAUAUUUGAAUAUUAUCACAGUAAUUUUCCCGUUAGCAAAAGUUUAUUGACAAAAAAGAACAGAGAAUAAUAAAUGAAAAAUGCUCCUUUAACAAUGUUUUUUUUUUUUUUUUUAAAUAAACUUAUAUUCGCGAGUUAUCAACUCGUCAGGUUGUUAUAAUUACCGGUGAAAUUUAAAAAUAAAUGAAAAAAAAAUAAAAUAAAAUAAAACUCAGAAUUAUUAAAACUGUGUUUGUGUAUAUGUUUUUUUUAAAUAUGUACAAUAUUUAAAUUCAUUAAAAAUGUUUUUAAAAAAAUUAUUACCCGUUAUUGAAAGGGGAUUACAUUCCACAAAAGUGUUAUUAGAAGCGGCGAUAAUUGAUGGAAACAGUAUUGCAAAGCAAAUAGAAAAAGAAAUUAGCACAUCAGUUGAGUCAUGGGUGAAAAGUGGAAAAAGACGACCAAAAUUAGUGGCAAUAAUUGUUGGCGAUGAUCCUGCCAGUAAAGUUUAUGUAUCGAGAAAAAUUAAAGUGGCAAAAGCUGUUGGAAUUGAAGCAGAAACUCUAACUUUUGACAAAAAUAUUUCACAAAAAUUGCUAUUAAAUGCAAUUUAUAAUUUAAAUAAUGAUACCAAUGUGGAUGGAAUUUUGGUACAAUUACCAGUACCACCGUCAAUGGAUGAGAGAAAAAUUUGCGAAGCCGUAAUGCCAUCAAAAGAUGUCGAUGGUUUUCAUUCGGAAAAUAUGGGUAAACUUUGUGUCGACAGCGAUAGUAUUGUACCAGCCACUGCACUUGGCGUUAAGGAAUUAAUUGUUAGAUCAAGAUUUGAUACUUUUGGAAAAAAUGCCGUUGUUAUUGGUCGAUCAAAACACGUUGGUCUUCCAAUUGCCAUGCUUCUUCAUUCCGAUGGCAAAGGUGAGACGGGCGCUUUGGAUAUGACAACGACAAUUUGUCAUCGUUACACACCACCCGAGGAAUUAAAGAGACAUGUAAAAUUGGCUGAUGUGAUAGUUUCAGCGGCUGGUGUUCCCGGUCUUGUUACACAAGAUAUGAUAAAACCGGGAGCUUGUGUUAUUGAUGUUGGAAUAACGAGAGUCAAUACCGAAAAGGGACAAAAAUUAUUGGGCGAUGUUGAUUUUGAAAAUGUGAAAAAAAUCGCUGGUCACAUUACACCAGUGCCCGGUGGUGUUGGACCAAUGACAGUUGUCAUGCUAAUGAAAAACACUCUUAAAGCAGCAGAAAAAAAUCAAAUAAGCUAAUAUUUUUUCUAAUCGCGAAGAAUUCAAAAAUUAGUAUUUUUUCUCAUUUCCAUUAUUAUUAUUAUUAUUAUUUUUCUAAUUUUCGGAAUAAUUUAUAAAAAGAGAUUUUUAAGA
Molecule: messenger RNA, 1414 nt
Organism: Leptopilina boulardi
Lineage: Eukaryota; Metazoa; Arthropoda; Insecta; Hymenoptera; Figitidae
Gene: Nmdmc
Product: bifunctional methylenetetrahydrofolate dehydrogenase/cyclohydrolase, mitochondrial
Exons: 5
Coding region: 344-1300 (318 amino acids)
Biological process (GO): tetrahydrofolate interconversion
Cellular component (GO): mitochondrion
Molecular function (GO): methylenetetrahydrofolate dehydrogenase (NADP+) activity; methenyltetrahydrofolate cyclohydrolase activity; methylenetetrahydrofolate dehydrogenase (NAD+) activity
Source: RefSeq, a predicted model, not a curated record